AUGCUCGUUGGGCCUCUUGCCAGACAAAACCCUAUUAUUCUUCAAGUUCUUUCUCAUCAGGUACAGCUGGAAGACAAAGCAGGUAGUAGUUGCUUUGCGCACUGCAACGCUGUCUUAUCAAAGAGCUUUCCUUCGCUCAGUUCCAUAACAUUUCUUCUGGUUAUGUUUGCUUCGCAUCGACCUCGCGUCUUCCGAUCCCGUCUGGGCUGCUGCAUUUGCGGUGCUAAGUCCUCCAGUUCGCGAUUCACGUCUUCGUCAAAAUAUGAAGUGCUAUUUAGUGGUUGCUUUCAGUUGAAUGAGAAAAGACAAGGAGAGAUCUGCAAUGCCUGUGUUCUCCUCGUGAAGCGCUGGAAGAAACUGCCGCCUGGAAGCUCAAAAAACUGGAAGCAUGUAAGCUUAAGCAAAACUUUUGUUUUCUUUCCAAUUCUGUAAUUUUCCAACCCGCUGUCAUUUCCGCUCCGUAAUUUUUGAGUCAGUGAAUCGUAACUUUUUAUUCGUGCAGGUUGUAGACAGCAAAGCAAGUGUGAAAAGGACUACAAAACCAAGAAGAAGCUCAAGGACUUUGAGCUUAGAAAACGGGAAAGAAAUGACAUCGACUGCCAACGGAAGAGCAACAAGUGGCCGAAAUGAUAGUUGUGGAGCCGAGUCGACCCGAGGUGAGUUCUUUUGUCUAUUGUCCUGUGAUACUCUUCGCUCUUUCCUUGGCUUACCUGGAUGACAGUCGUCUUGCAGUUUGAAAUUAAUCUUUGAGUUAGUCAUAAGGCCAGUGAAAGCGAUGAAGAAGGUUUUUAUCGUUCAAUUUCAAGUUAUACAGAGCGUUGACUUUUAAUUAAAUGAGUUAAGUUCAAUCCCUUUUGUAGAUUUCUUCUUCUUCAGUCGUGCACUAAACACCUAAAAGCAAUUUUUAAAUUAUUAUUUAAAUCUCAUUUUGUUAUAACAUAAAUACUAGCAAAAAAACAGUGAUAAUUUGAAAUGGUUAGAGUUCGUACGACAGCACGUGCAUGUAGAUUAAACCUAUCCUUAUUAAAUUUUCCUCAUGACCGUAUAAAUUUUUUUGUUGUUGUUAUUACAUGUGACUUGAGCUUAAAGACGUGGACGUGGACAAAAUGCUAAUACUGUUCAUCAUAUUUUCUGCGGAAGGUUUUAUUUCAAUAAUAUUACUCGUGUUUUUAAGUACAGUAAAUAAUUUUCCAGGCCAUUCCCACAAUAAAUAUGUUUGACAUUCGUGAACAAAACAAUGCCAUUGUACGCCAGGGGAAAAAUCCUGCUACUGAAAAGAGGCUACAAUGCUGUCUUGAGAUGAGGAUUUCACCAAAAAGUAAGAAAAGCACAUGUUAAUCAAACAUGACAACAUAUCCUUAAGGGGCUGACCAUUUGACUUUUAAGGCAGGAUAUGGGUGAUUUCAGGAAAAAAAUAUCCUGCAUACUAAUUUUGAGGGGGAAAAAUCUUGCAAGAAAAAAACCUGGGGAAAAGAAUGACCUGUAAUGAAUAAUAAUAUAUCUUAUGGCGUAUAAUGCUGCAAACAAAAAUCUUACACCAUUAUAUGUUGGGGAAAAAAAUUCCAUCCUUAGAGGUUUGGAAAAAAAAUUCUUGCCCAAACCAAAUCACCCAUACCCUCUGCCCCCUCAAAAGUUAAAUCCUUCUAACUCCUCGACAAUGUUAUGGAAGGACUGUUAUUGUCACUCAAACUUUGAAACUUGUGGACAAAAUUCCACGUGGUUGCUGUUUGUAUAAAACCUCUCUGGCAAAACUUUGCAAAGUGUUGUUUUUUUUCCUGAGGAUUUACGAAAAGAAAGUUAAAUUUUCUUGCGAAUUGGUUCUUUGGCUGCCAUUAGAAGUGAAAUGGUUUACUCAGAUGAAUCAGGCACUUGACGACUCCAGACUGUAAUUUCUUAAAAUAUGAGCACUUUGGCAAUAGACCUUGACACUGCUAAAAAGAGCACCUUAAUCCAUUCACCUAUAACAACCAGUGCAGAUGCACGUCCCUUCUACCGCUUGUGAUGUCAUCAGUUUUAGUAGUCAAGGACAACUUUGUUCGCUAACGUGAGCAGAGUGAAGAGAUCUUUCAAACCAUGCUAGAACAGCGUGCAAAGAUAGUAGUGUCCGAUAGCCCGGGGCUAGUGGAUUUUGCUAUCGAGCUAGUGAAUUCUGUCUUUAACUUGCCCAACGGGCAAGUGAUGUCUUUUGAGGAAUGCAAAUAACAGAAGAACCGUGAAAUCAAUUAUGCCAGUCAAAAAUUUUUGGGGGCUAGUUGAAAUGACGUCUGGGCUGGUAAAUGCUAAAAUGUAGAAAUGAUUUUCUUUGCACCCUGCCAGAAUGAUCACAAUUCAGUGACGGACACUGGAGAAAAACUGAGAAAAACCAUGUAACGUUGACCUGAAAAUUGCCAUGAAAAUCUUGUUCCACCACCCACCUACCUUUCCUUUCAAAUAAUCCUAAGAUCCUAAAAGCUUUCCUAAAAUUUUUCCCACCAAAAUGAAGCCUACUAAAUGGCCAGCAGAAGAAAAACAAAUGAGGCAAGAAAAGCAAAACAAGAGGGAGGAGAGAAAGCAAAAACUAAAAGUCAAGGCUGCUGUGUUACUUUUAAACCCAAAAAAUUUUGGACUUUCUGCACAUGCCCGAACUUCACAAGCUAAUAUUUUGCAUCUGGAUCAGAAAACUGCAAAGUGUACGACCUGUAAACCGGUUUUUGGUAAGUUUUAGAUCUUAAAAGCACGACAGUGACCAGAAAACCGCUCGACUAGCUUCAAAAUGUGUUUUUGGGCAAAGUCUCCCCGGGCGAUGGGUUAAAUAUGUUAGCACCAAGGAUGAAUGAGUAUAGCAUUUGCACUUUUACAUUACUAAUUCUUCUCUUGAUUUGCAGAUGAAGAUGAAAUGGAAACAGACAGUGGUGACUUGUCACCAACUUUGAUGUGUGGCUCGCCCAGUCCUAGUCCCAGUGACAUGUCAGAUGAGUUUUCAUCCAGUUCAUUAACUACCCAGCCUGUCAAAAGCGUCUCCACAGCUUCGCAGACUUCAUUUCUAUUUCCUUCCCUUACAUCUUCGACAAAAAAUAAGCUUCCUUUUAUUGACCUCUCUACAUGGCGCCGUGAAGAGAUCUGCUGUGGCACUAUAUUCAGGGGUCCUUAUGGUGAGGUCCUUGUUGACCCCAAGCUUUUGAACCCUGUUUGCACCUGUUCAUGUAGUUCACGGCCCCCUGUGACCGUUAGCCAUCCAAAGACUGUACAGUAAACUGGUACAUGAAAGGUUUUCAAAUACAUACUCUAAUAUCCAUUAUUUUAUUCUGUCUGCCAAGGAGGUUUUUUAUCUUUUCAGUUUUUUAGCUUUUUCAGCGUACCAUAAUUCAUUUUUUGGCAUCACAUGAAAAGUCAAUCAAAUCCAAACCAGUUUACCAUCAUCUAAGAACAG
Molecule: messenger RNA, 3409 nt
Organism: Porites evermanni
Lineage: Eukaryota; Metazoa; Cnidaria; Anthozoa; Scleractinia; Poritidae
Source: the annotation of a GenBank genome assembly